AUGAGCUCCGGUGAGAAUUCCUUCCAACCUGCCCCGUUCCUGCUGCUAGUGGGCAUUCCGGUGGCAAGUGUCCUCCUUCUGGUCCAGUGCCUGCGAUGGCACUGUCCCCGCUGGCUGCGGGCCAGCUGGAAGCUGGACAGGCAAGUGGAGCCAGUACCCCAUCCCACUCCCCUCCCUGAAGAUGAGUCUCCACACCAGGGCCCUUCGGCCGCCCUGUCGGAGAUGGCCGCCUUCUACCAGGAGCUGCACACGCCCACCCAGGGCCAGACCGUCACCCGGCUGCUGAUGCACAAGCUGCUGGUGUUUGCGGCUCGGGAGGUGGAUCACCGCGGUGGCUGCCUGAUCCUGCGGGACACGGGCAUCUCGCUGCUCAUCCCUCCAGGCGCCGUGGCCUUGGGCCGCCAGGAGCGGGUGUCACUGGUCCUGGUGUGGGACCUGUCGGAUGGCCCGAAAUUGUCCCGAGCCCAGGGGCUGGUGAGCCCCGUGGUGGCAUGCGGACCCCAUGGGACCUCCUUCCUGAAGCCCUGCACCCUCACCUUCAAGCACUGCGCCCAGGUGCCCAGCCACGCCCACGCCUACAGCAGCAACACCAACCUGCUCGACGCUAAAAAAGACUGGAAGCCCCUGGGGAAGCGGGACAUCCACACCUCCCUGGACGAGUGUCGCAUCCAGCUCUCCCACUUCAGCCUCUACACGUGUGUGCUGGAGGCACCCAAGGUCCAGGAAGCUCGCAAAUGGCUGCAGCUGGCUGUGUUCUGCUCGCCGCUGGCGCCGGGGCAGACCCACCUGCAGCUGCGUGUCUACUUCCUCAACAACACGCCCUGUGCCCUGCAGUGGGCCCUGACCAAUGAGCAGCCCCACGGCGGGCGCCUGCGAGGGCCCUGCCAGCUCUUUGACUUCACUGGGGCCCGCGGGGACCAGUGCCUCAAGCUCAAGUACAUCUCUGAGGGUUGGGAGAACGUGGAUGACAGCAGUUGCCAGGUGAUUCCCCAUCUUCACAUCUGGCAUGGGAAGUGCCCCUUCCGCUCCUUCUGCUUCCGGAGGAAAGCAGCCAAUGAGAACGAGGACUGCUCGGCACUAGCCAAUGAGAUCAUCGUCACCAUGCACACCUUCCAGGAUGGCUUGGAGACCAAGUACAUGGAAAUCCUCAGGUUUCAGGCCUCAGAGGAAGAAGCCUGGGCCGCGCCGCCCCCUGUCGCCCAGGCUCCCCCGUGCAAUAGGCUGCCCCCCGAGCUCUUUAAGCAGCUGCAGAUGUUGCUGGAGCCGGACAGCAUCACAGGCAACGACUGGCGGAGACUGGCCUCCCACCUGGGGCUCUGCGGCAUGAAGAUCCGCUUCCUGUCCUGCCAGAGCAGCCCUGCUGCGGCCAUCCUAGAGCUGUUUGAGGAACAGAACGGCAGCCUGCAGGAGCUGCAUUACCUCAUGACCCUCAUGGAGCGGCUGGACUGCGCCUCUGCCAUCCAGAGCUACAUGGGCAGCCCGGCCCCCAUCCGCAUGGGCGCCUGGAAGAACCAGGGCCUGGAGCUGGACGUGAAGCUCUGA
Molecule: messenger RNA, 1542 nt
Organism: Pipistrellus nathusii (Nathusius's pipistrelle)
Lineage: Eukaryota; Metazoa; Chordata; Mammalia; Chiroptera; Vespertilionidae
Source: the annotation of a GenBank genome assembly